This is a messenger RNA of Arctia plantaginis, 1212 nucleotides long. The record is from the annotation of a GenBank genome assembly. NCBI's taxonomy places the organism in Eukaryota, Metazoa, Arthropoda, Insecta, Lepidoptera, Erebidae.
AUGUCACAAAAAGAAACUGAAUUGAUAAAUAAAGCGGUGGAAGUCGGCAAUGAAGGGGUAAAAUUAAAACGAGAACUAGGUCUAUUCUCAGCUAUAAACUUGAUACUUGGUGUCAUGAUCGGAUCUGGCAUUUUCAUCUCACCCUCUUCAGCGUUGGCACACUCAGGCUCCGUCGCCUUAUGUCUAGUCAUAUGGAUAGUAUCUGGAGUAAUAUCCUUAUUAGGAGCUCUAUCGUUUGCUGAAUUGGGAACAGUUGUUGGUAAAUCUGGUGCAGAAUAUGCUUACUUUCAAGAAUCUUUUAGCAAAACACACAAAUUUUGGGGGCCGUUACCUGCUUUCAUAUGUGCAUUCAUAUAUGUAUUAAUUUUAAGACCAGCCGAAGUGGCUAUUAUAGUGAUGACAUUUGCCGAAUAUUCAAUGCAACCUUUUAUGGAAAAUUUAGAUCCAGAUUAUAGAGAUAUUGCUAUCACAUUGGGAUCUAUAUCUGCAUUAUAUUUACGCUACACAAAUGGUAAUUAUGUUUUUAGAGAAUGUACUCAUAUUAUAAACAAAAUGCUAACAAAUAGUAAUACUGAAACUCAAGAUGCAGUAAAACGCGAAAUAAAAGAAAUACAAGGACGUUGUAUGCAUGCGUGGAAUGUUAUUGACAAUUCGCCUCUGGACGCCCCGAACGUAAGCUUGGACCAAAUAAACGAAAAAAGUCUGCGUUACAUUGAGGGACUGCGCACAGAGAUUCAAAAUACAGAUACACCUAUCCCAGCGGAUGCUAACCUCCUCACGAGUCAAUUUUUAAAGGAACUACAUGACAAGACUGUGCAGGUAGAAGAACUGACGGCAUUUACAAGAGGUUCCAUUCACGAUCUUGAUACUGAGAUAAACAGAUUGAAAACUCUUAUAAAGAUAUCACAAGAGGCCAGGUCUCGUCCAAAGACACACAAAAGGGAGGUCAAGCCGCAACACAUCCAAAAAGCUAAAGAGAGAUUCCUAUUGAUGAAAGAUGAGUUACACGGAUUGAUACACUCUCUGUUCCCACACGCUGAUAAUAUGAUUAUUGAUUUAAUGGGAAAAUUAAUGGCAGAACAAAUGAAUGAAGUUUCCGAUGGAUAUAUACCCAUCACAUCGGAGACUUACCAAAUAAUAGAACUGCUCAAAGACAUGAAGAUUGUCACCACCAAUCCUUAUAAUAAUAUGGAAGUUAAAUUGGCAUACUGA